Messenger RNA from Lactuca virosa, 342 nucleotides. NCBI's taxonomy places the organism in Eukaryota, Viridiplantae, Streptophyta, Magnoliopsida, Asterales, Asteraceae. The record is from the annotation of a GenBank genome assembly.
AUGUAUGCCAAUUGUGGGUAUUUUGGUGAAGCGAUUCAACUCUUUGGAGAUGGUGCAGAUGUAGAUGUUGUUGCUGGGAAUACAAUGAUUAUGUCUCUUUUAAAAUUUAGGAACAUAGACAAUGCACAUGAUAUGUUCGAUGAAAUGCCUCAUAGAAACUCUGUUUCUCGGAAUAAUAUGAGAAAUGGGUAUGUAAGAAAAGGGAAGUGGGUUGAAGCAUUAGAUCUUUUUAGAAUCAUGCAAACAAGGAAGAUGAAGCCAAGUCAGUUCAUCUUGGUGAGUUUGUUAAAUGCUUCAGCAAACUUAGGAGCAUUGAAUCAAGGUGAGUGGAUUCAUGAUUAA